GUGUAUACGUAUUUGUUUAAUGACGUGCACAUGCUAAGAAUAAUCGCUCUUCACUGUCACAUGACGAUCAAUACGUCAGCGAUCCUAUACAAACGAUGCUAGACGCUUGACGUCUUUCAAAAACAAAGAAUAAAUUCGAAUAAAAGAGGAAAACAUUCGUGGUUAACUCCAUUCAGUUAUGGGAUCUGAUCUCGAUCCUUUGGGGCACUGACGGCAGUGGAUUUGACUAUAGCAGGAAGAGAGGAUUUCGGAGAAGAAAAAAAUCAACCUCGUGACAAACGGGCAAUACGUGACCCCAUCCUCUACCGGUGGACUUAACAAUUGAAAAACUCUGCCAUCAUGAUCGCAGACCUGGCCCAUGGCGUCUUCGACUUCGGUUUCAGUAGUAUUCUGUUCGGAAUUACAACAUCACUUCUGGUGGUGUGGCUGAUGAAGUGGGUUUCGAAACGAAGGAAGAUAAAUCGGCCCCCGGGACCGAUGACUGUGCCAUGGCCCCUUCAUCUCAUCGGUGAUCUGGUUAUGUUGGCUCAAGGUACCAAUCCCGUUGUCAUGCUCUGUGAACUUAAUAAAAGAUACGGUGAUGUCGUGUGUCUGGACAAUGGCGGGACUCGUUACAUAAUUCUUGCUAGUCCCGAGGUCGUUAAUGAGGCUCUUGUCAAACAAGCCGAGGUAACAUCCGGUAGAGAAGAAGCAUGGGAAUUUAAGGCCAUCUCUCAGUAUCAUGGUGGGAUCAUAUUCUCAGAAGGGGAAGAAUGGAUUCAGCACCGACGUUUCGGUCUUGCGGCGCUUCGUAACUUCGGAAUGGGCAAAAAAUCCCUUGAAAACUCCAUCAACGAAGAAGCGCGAAUGUUCAAUGAAAUUUUGUUGGCGAAGAUUGGUAAACCAUUCGAUCCUUUCUUCGCCGUCAACAAUGCCGUCUCAAAUAUAAUCUGCGCCAUUACGUUCGGCCAACGAUUCGAAUAUUCGGAUCCAAAAUUCAAGGACAUGAUAAAACGGAUCAAUUUCUUCGUGGCUGAAGAUCCGCCGCAAGCCCUGUCCAAUCUCCCCACCUUCAUCGACAACGCUCGGAGAAGAAAUAUUAGGGCAAUCCGAAAGUUCUUAGAAGACGAGGUCAUGGAGCACAAGACAACUUAUGAUUCGAACCAUGUCAGAGAUGUCAUCGAUUUAUACUUGAAGGAAAUAAACCGCGCGCGGGAAGCAGGCGAGAAAUGUAAACUGGAUUUGUCAAAGGCAUGGCCAUUAGUUUUCGAUUUCUUCCUGGCGGGGACGGAGACGACAUCGACAACGCUACUUUGGGCUUUCCUCUUUAUGGCAGGCCGUCCGGAAAUUCAAAAGAAGAUCGUAGCCGAGAUCAAUUCUGUAGUCGGAUCAAGUGCCACGCCUCGAUACGAAGAUCGCAAAUUGAUGCCCUACACAGAGGCAACGCUCAUGGAGGUUCUCCGAUAUCGUCCGAUUGCCCCUGGCGGUGUCCCGCACCGGGCAACGUCUGAUCUGAAGGUCAAGGGUUACGACAUCCUUGCCGGUGACAACCUCAUGAUGAACAUCCUGUACAUACACCAUAUUCCUGAGAUAUGGGGUGACCCGGAAGUGUUCCGACCUGAGCGUUUCUUGUCUGAGGAUGGGAAGGCUGUUGUCAAACAUGAUGCCUACAUGCCAUUCGGAGCGGGGCGUCGAGUUUGCCUUGGUGAGCAAUUAGCCAAAAUGGAAAUGUUCCUGUUCUUCACCAACGUUCUCCAGCGGUUCAGAAUCACGUUGCCUCCUGGUGUGAAACCAAACUAUGACUAUGGUCAUCGUGUUACAACUCUGCUUCCAAAAGCAUAUGAAGUCAUCCUGGAGGAGCGAUAGAUUGUUAAGGCCACCGCACACCUUACGACUGUUCACGAUCCGAUUUUGGAACAAAUCGCAUUUUGCUCAUUUUCUGAAAACGUGAAUGGAACAUAUCAUUUUAUUUGAGGUUAACAUUAAUUGAAAUAAUACUAAUAUAACCAUUUUGAAAGAUUUCAAACCUUUAUUUUGGAGCAAAGGCCAAAUUAGUUUCAAAUCGUACCCAAUCGUACGACUGCUAUGACGUCAUUAUGACUAGAUAUUAAAUUUGCUUUUAUUCUAUUAAGGAUGAUAGCAUAGUCACAGAUUUGAACAUAGGUAUUCGCACGAUGAUUUCGAACAUUACACAGUAAGAUAUUCCAAGUCUCAAUAUUAGCAUCAAAUUCUACUACUUUUUAUUCCAAAAUUGAGUCGCAGACCAAUCGUUAGGUGAGCGGUCGCCUUUACACGUCGUUUAUUCGAAGCUUUGUUUUGUGUGUUCAUUCAUUCAUUUUUUAGUUGAAAAACGAUGCUCCGUUUUAUAUUUAUAAACCUACAUAUUCGUGUUUUUUUUUCUAAAUAUAAACGUGUAGCGAAGGUUCCUCUGUGAUGAGGCUUGGUGUUCCGAUGGUUCAUUGUUGAAUUCGAUGUUUAAACAGAUUCGAUGAUUCGCAAAAAGAAUGGUGUUAUUCAGGGGUUGUCGCAUGAAAGCAUCGCAAAGCUGGAUGACUCCCCCGGGCGAUAUCCAUCGUUCGUGUUUCCCGACAUCGUAUUUUAUAAAAUGAGCGACAAGCUCAUCGACAAGUUGUGCUUUCUUUUUGUGUCUUUUGAAAGUGUCUAUUUAUGAGACGUGGAAGGUCAACUAUCAGAGAAAGUAUGAUGUUUUUAGAGCUACCAGUAAAUGACAUGGGAAAUUUGAAUAAAAGACUUUCUCUUGACUGAGUAUUGUCGAUAAGAAUGUCUAUAAUUAUGAACGUUCCGAAGCGAAUGAUAACCGUGAUAUUCAUUUAUUUCUUACAAGUAAUUAUUGUUAAUUUUUUUUUUUUGACAAUCCACCUUUUUGAUUAGUUCAUAGUUUAUAUUUAUGUUCUGUUAUUCAGUGUUAUUUUUAAGUGUGCUAUUUUCCUUGAGUAUCAUUUUAUGUUUUUCACAUGAAUCCAAGUGACGAGAAAAUCGAGAGAAAAUAAGGAAAAUCCAUAAUUCAUUGGUCGAAAUAGAAAUUAGAAAUUGAAUAGAAAUCCUCCGAAAAUUGUAUGAUAUAUGAAAUAUAUUAUUUUUUGUCAUUAUAUGAGAUAUCAAAUAUGUGAAUGUUUUCCUCAUAAAGUUAAACUAGGUUAGAUUCCUAACUGAACAUGUCCACAUUGACUGUUUAAUUAUUGCAAAAUAUUGCGUUUUAAUAAAGCGUUUGCACACUCUAAAAAUUGGAGUGCAAAUUUAGCUCUUAAGGAGCGUGUAUAGUGACUGCACUUCGGAGUGCUGAUUUUCUCGUUCAAAUUUGAACUAAGUGCAGUCACUAUACACGCUCUUUAAGAGCUAAAUUAGCACUUCGUUUUUCAGAGUGCAUAUUGUCCAAACAAAAAUUAAAAAUAGUACAUUACUUAAUUUAUAUCAUAAAGUAAUUAGGAAAAUCAUAGAGCGCGUGAAUUCAUCGGCUCCCUCAAUUGUAAUUUACGAAAAGUGUGUGCAUAUUUGGUUUGUGAAAAUAAGCUCACAUCUGAGGCCUGUAAGACAAAGCUUAGCAGUGAUCGUGGAACAUUUUCUACGAUUGAUUGCAUCGACUACAAUGUACAAUCAAUUGUGAAAAUCAAGCGUACGAUUAAUUGCUAACUUUUGUGUUACGGGACCCUGAUUUUAAAAUGUUUUCAUAAACUUGUCGUAUUUUCUAUCUAAAUCUUGUUUACAUUUGUUGAGGUGGACUUGCCCUUCAACAUAUACAUUUAAUCAUGCGUAGGGAUCGUAAAGGAAAUAAUGGGAGAAAAUUAAGGCGUUGAAACUGUAGCAGGCUUAUAUGACAAGCUGAAAUGAAGGGUAAAUCAGAAGAAAUCCCAAUUUGGAGCUUUCCCUUUGCAUGAUUUUCAUGAAAAGAAAUAAAAGACAACGUUACUUAAGAUUUGCCGAAAUCUAAUUAAAAACGUAACACAUCGUUAUCCAGAAUGGGACUAUUUCAGAGUGUUGGGUAGAAUACCGUAUUACUAUAAAUUUUGUUCCAAAUGUUUCUAUUUUUAUAGAGGGUGUACUAUUAAAAUGAGUUACUGUAUACAAUUCUGACUAGCAUUUUUUAAAUGUAAUUCAAAGCCUUGCUGUAAAUCA
Molecule: messenger RNA, 4113 nt
Organism: Lytechinus pictus (painted urchin)
Lineage: Eukaryota; Metazoa; Echinodermata; Echinoidea; Temnopleuroida; Toxopneustidae
Product: cytochrome P450 2C15-like
Exons: 6
Coding region: 340-1845 (501 amino acids)
Biological process (GO): xenobiotic metabolic process
Cellular component (GO): cytoplasm; intracellular membrane-bounded organelle
Molecular function (GO): iron ion binding; oxidoreductase activity, acting on paired donors, with incorporation or reduction of molecular oxygen, reduced flavin or flavoprotein as one donor, and incorporation of one atom of oxygen; heme binding
Source: RefSeq, a predicted model, not a curated record